Betta splendens (Siamese fighting fish) is the source of this 1958-nucleotide messenger RNA. RefSeq names its product regulator of chromosome condensation 1 (gene rcc1). The record is from RefSeq and is a predicted model, not a curated record. The coding region runs from base 182 to 1438 and encodes 418 amino acids. The transcript is spliced from 10 exons. Gene Ontology annotation, molecular function: guanyl-nucleotide exchange factor activity. Gene Ontology annotation, cellular component: cytoplasm. NCBI's taxonomy places the organism in Eukaryota, Metazoa, Chordata, Actinopteri, Anabantiformes, Osphronemidae.
CUCGAGUAUUGCCCACGCCCGAGCCGAACUGCGUGUUACUGUCUCUUUAAGGAUCCACAGCUUCCGCAGAGCGUGACGUCGCACGUGUAACGUGUGUCUGCGAAGACCGGGAACUGACUGCGCACGUUCACUGGCGAACUACAAACUUCUACAUAUCUUAGAGUUCUACAGUGUUACUGUCAUGCCUGCUAAAAAGACAGCCACCAAGAGGAAGUCUGAGCCUGUGGUGAAAGAUGAUCCAGACACUAAGAAAGUGAAAGUUUCCCACAGGAGUCAUAGCAAAGAGGCUGGUCAGGUUCUUGUUCUGGGACAGGGUGAUGUUGGACAGCUGGGUUUAGGAGAGAACAUCACUGAAAGGAAGAAGCCAGCCUUUUUGUCCCUGCCUGAAAAAAUUGUUCAAGUGAUAGCCGGAGGCAUGCACACAGUCUGCCUCAGUGAGACUGGCCAUGUCUAUACAUUUGGCUGUAAUGAUGAAGGAGCACUUGGUCGGGAUACAACAGAAGAGGGGUCAGAGACGGUUCCAGCAAAGGUGACACUGGAGGAGAAAGUGGUUCAGGUGUCUGCUGGGGACAGCCACACGGCUGCACUCACAGAAGAUGGAAGUGUGUACAUCUGGGGAUCUUUCAGGGAUAACAAUGGUGUCAUUGGUCUUCUGGAGCCCAUGAAAACAGCCCCUGUACCACUUAAACUCCCAAUGACGGAAGCCGUUGUGAAAAUAGCAUCGGGUAACGAUCAUGUGGUCCUGGUGACACAGGAGGGUAAUCUUUACACAUCAGGUUCAGCAGAGCAGGGACAGCUGGGAAGAGUACCUGAGCAUUUCUCAAAUAGGGGAGGCAGAAAAGGCCUUGGACGGCUACUGGUACCACAGAUGGUAAAGGUAAAAGGGAAAGUCCAUUUUGUGGAUGCCUUCUGUGGAGCGUACUUCACCUUUGCUGUGUCAAAGGAAGGACAUGUGUAUGGAUUUGGACUUUCCAACUAUCACCAGCUGGGCACUAAAAGCACUAAGAUGUGUUUUGUCCCAGUAAAACUAACAUGCUUCAAGAACUCAACCACCUCAUGGCUGGAUUUCUCUGGAGGACAGCAUCACACAAUCUGCCUUGAUGCUGCAGGGCAGGUUUAUAGCCUUGGCAGAGCAGAGUAUGGUCGCCUUGGCCUCGGCCAAGGGGCUGAAGAAAAAAGCGAGCCCACACCUGUGAUGGGGAUGGAGCCGGCCAGUGGAGUGGCAUGUGGGGCAUCUGUCAGUUACGCUGUCACCAAAGAAGGAUCUGUAUAUGCAUGGGGCAUGGGCACAAAUCUGCAGCUUGGCACAGGAGAAGAGGAUGAUGAAUGGAGCCCUGUAAAGAUGACUGGCAAGCAGCUGGAGAAUCGUUCAGUACUGAUGGUGUCCAGCGGAGGGCAGCACACAGCGCUUUUGGUCAAAGACAAACAGGAGAGUUGAUGCCCGUCAGCAAAGAUGGGGGGAACUUUUGAUGCAUUUCAGCUUGUGAAUCGUCUAUGAUACAUGGAGGUAGCUGAGCCAAGAGAGUAAGAGAGGUUGCAGGACAGAGCUGAGAUCCAGACCCUUUUUAUGAGAAUUCUGUUCUUCUGAGGGUUGGGAAAUUUUCAGAUGUUCAGUAGGUUGUCACAGAUGAGACUAUUUUUUUAAACCUAGUUUUUGAUGUUCUUUGAAUUCUUUUCAAAUCACUAGUAUGGUUGUAAGCUGGUAAAUUUGAUGUUUGUGAAUGUGGCUGCAUGUACAUGGAAAAAAAUAGCUUUUUAAAACCUCUUUCAACCAGCACUCUUUUUAAUGGGUUCGUCUUUACUUUAAAGCAAUAAUUUAAUCAGUUCAAACAGGAGUGAGUUCAAUGAGACUACUGUUCAGGCCACACAUUGUGAUUAUGUGGACAUCUAGUCCUACUGUAUCAUGCAUUUGUCGUGUUUCCUGUCUGAAAAAUAAAGGUAAUAUUUUUAAUUUUUAA